Tetrahymena thermophila SB210 is the source of this 1098-nucleotide messenger RNA. Its product is annotated as zinc finger C-x8-C-x5-C-x3-H type protein. NCBI's taxonomy places the organism in Eukaryota, Ciliophora, Oligohymenophorea, Hymenostomatida, Tetrahymenidae. The transcript has 7 exons. Gene Ontology annotation, molecular function: metal ion binding; mRNA binding. The record is from RefSeq and is a predicted model, not a curated record.
GCACUUUAAGGGCUAAUCAGCUUUGUUGCUUUUAUCCAUAUCAGAUUGAUUGAGAUGAUUUAUGAAAUUUAUAAACUAUAAAAGGGAUUUAAUUAAAUUAUUGAGGAUCUAAAAAUCUAUGUCAUUUUUAGUAGGAAGAAUUGUUAAUUAUUUAUUAUCCUGAAGAGAGAUAAAAAGUAAUAUUAGUUAGUGCAUAUAAAAUACAAAAACUAAAAAUCUAAACAAAAAAAUCAAAUAAAAGAAAGAAAAGAAACUAAAUAUUAUUAUAACUAAAUCAUCCAUCCAUAAAUUUUGAAGCUAAAAAUAAAUAAAAAAAAAAUAGUAAUGAGUGAAUAAGUUAAAGAAAUCAACACUGCCGCUGCUGCCAACGCUGAAACUUUAAGCCAAGGAUCUGCAGAAGGAUCUGCUGCCUCUACUAGCAAUUCCGAAAUCCCCAAUCCUAAGUACAAAACUGCUUUAUGCCGCAAUUAUCUUAAUUCUCAAUGCAAUCGUAACUCUGGUUGCCAUUUCGCUCAUGGUUCUGAAGAAUUACGUGCUGUUUCUGAGAAUUCUAAUUUCUUCGCUGAAGUAGAAAAAAGCAAUACUGAUUAUCUUAGCAAGUGGCCUUCUAAUAUUCCUACUAAUUACAAGACUACUCUUUGCAAGUUCUACGAAUAGGUUGGAACAUGUAAGUAUGACUAAAAUUGCAAUUUCGCUCAUGGCGACCACGAAAAAAGAAAUAUUCCUGAAACCAUUUAGAGCUAAUUGAAAAAUGCCAGAAACAGUCAUAAGCAUAUCAAUAAUAGCGCCGGCCACAGAAAUUAACAAUAAUUAGCUAUGUAAUAAUAUAUGUUAGGCACCCAAUACUUCUAGCAAUACUUCUUGCAAUAUGUUUUGUCAUAAUAAUAAAAUACCAUCUUGGAAAUGUGUAAUAAAAUAUUAGCUGACUCUAAGGAUGAAUAUACCUAAAAAAUUAUUGAUGAUAUUCACUAACUUGUAGAAUAGUAAAAAAUUAAACAAGCAUUAUCUUAAUUAAAAGUUCUCUGCAGCCGUAAAGAUGCUUCCAAUAAGAAAAAAGAAAUACUUAAGGACGUUGAAAAAUACUUACAAUCUCUCUGA